Molecule: messenger RNA, 846 nt
Organism: Phytophthora infestans T30-4
Lineage: Eukaryota; Oomycota; Peronosporomycetes; Peronosporales; Peronosporaceae
Product: phosphoenolpyruvate carboxykinase, putative
Exons: 5
Coding region: 1-846 (281 amino acids)
Biological process (GO): gluconeogenesis
Cellular component (GO): cytosol
Molecular function (GO): phosphoenolpyruvate carboxykinase (ATP) activity; ATP binding
Source: RefSeq, a predicted model, not a curated record
AUGAACUCGUUCAACACCAUCAGGCAUUCUCCAAUUGGCUCCCGAGAGCGCAAUCCACCUCCUGCCAACUACGGCGACGACGUUCCCGGCAGUCCAAGAAGGCCCAAUUUUCCUCUACGAGAUGGUGGAGAAGACGACAUUACCUCGUAUCAAGCACGACAAGGACCAGCACUCCCUCUUCGAAUCUCUUUCUGCGCUUGUGUGCAGCGCCUUGGAGCCAUGAAGAUGGCGCAGUCGUCGCCGGCGUUCUCGUCGUCUUUCGGUCUGCGCACGCUCGCCAACGCGACUGCUGCGUCGCUCGGCAUCGACAAGUUCGGCGUGACGAACGCCAAGACGCAGGUGCACCGCAACCUGAACUACGACAAGAUCGCCGUCCACGAGGAGAAGAACGGCGAGCGUUACAAGAACAUUUGGUGGGGUGACAUCAACCAGCCCGUGAGCCCCGAGGUGUUUGACGAGCUGUACAAGACCCACCACUUUGUGACCAACAUGUUCUUGCGUCCUCAGACCAAGGAGGAGAUUACGGACUUCAAGCCGGACUUUACCAUUGUGAACGCCUGCAAGGUGACGAACAAGAACUACAAGAAGCACGGCCUCAACUCGGAGGUGUUUGUGGCCUUCAACAUCGAGAAGGACAUGGCUGUGAUCGGUGGCACGUGGUACGGCGGAGAGAUGAAGAAGCGCAUCUUCUUCAUGAUGAACUACUGGCUGCCGCUCGACGGCAUCAUGGCCAUGCACUGCUCGAUCAACAAGGGAAAGAACGGCGACACGGCUCUGUUCUUCGGUCCCGGCACAGGCACCUCACAUAAAGUUCAUAUCCUCAUUGGAUGUCAAUCGCUUUUCUAA